Messenger RNA from Pelobates cultripes (western spadefoot toad), 15730 nucleotides. The record is from the annotation of a GenBank genome assembly. Lineage: Eukaryota; Metazoa; Chordata; Amphibia; Anura; Pelobatidae.
AGCUAAAGUUGUUUUGGUGCCUAUAGUAUCCCUUUAACAUCUUGCUUAUUUAGCAUUGGCAGCUGUAGAAACUCUGGGGGCGCUUGACUGAGGGGAAGCUAUAGUGCCAGGAAAAUAACUUUGUUUGUUUUUCUGGCACUAUAGUUUCCCAUUAACCACUUAAAGUGAAUUCUGGAAAAUCUUGUCUAGCAGCCUUUGGAGAAUCACAGUAGAACACAGAUCUAAAUUGUAUUUUUACACAUGAUCACUUUUUUGAAUCUGUCGUAAAUUGUAUUACCAUAACUGAGAUCAUUCCUUUACUCAAACAAACAGCAUUAAAUAUGACCCUUCAAAAUACUGCCACAAUAUUAAAAAAUUGGAGGACAGUUCUGUUGAGAUGACUCCAGUAUCAGAACUGACCUGGCAGCUUGAAGGAGGUGAUAACGAGAUCAGCAAAAAACGCAGGGGAGAGUUUCCAGCUUACAAAAGCCCUAAUACAAAGAAACUCCAAUUGCAGAAAAAAAAUCUAGGUACAGAGGAGCAUUUUGAAUCACAAAAAUUAAAAAUAUCUCAGCAAGGUAGUGACCACGUAAUUAAACAGUCUUCUAGUGCAACUCAAGCAAAGGUAAGCUCUUUAAAGAUUCUGGAUGACCAACGUAGAGGAUACAGAAACCACAUGUCUUCUGAUGACGAAUAUGAUUCUGGAGAAGAGCUACGAGCAUGGUUAGAUAGUGAUAAAAAAGCAGAAAACCGAGGCAAUAUGAUUGAAGACACUAACCUAGAGGUUGUGGGUGACUCCUUUAAGAUGAGUUAUAGCAGUCAUUGGUCAAGACAAGAUAAAAAUGCUGUAAAGGAACUAUGUAAGAAUGCGGAAGAUGAUGAAUAUGACUCUGCUGAUACAGAUGAAAUUAUUGCAGUUUCCAAAAAUGUCAAAGAUGUAGAGAAAGACACUGUAAAUGAAAAGUGUCCAAUUCCUGCCAAAAAACGUAAACUAGGUCCUUCAGACAUCCAGUUAAAAAAACUGAAACCAGAUAUCACACCUCCUAUUGAAGACAAAUCAGAGUCAGGUAGUGGGAAUGAUGAUUCUGCAUCAGUCAGUAGCGAUUCCUAUUCUGAUGAAGAGUAUGAGUCAAUGCAAAACAGCCACAUGUUACCUCUUUCAAUGGGAGAGCUGGAGGAACCAGCCAACAAAACAAGAGAGUCUUCAGAAGAUGAGACCGAGAGAGACGAGAAUCAAAACCAUUCAGGAUCAGACAGUAGUGACUCCUAUUCCGACGAAGAGUAUGACACCAUGAUGCAAAACUGUCAGAGGUUAACUCUUUCAAUGGCUGACUUGGAAAAAUUAGCCAAUGAAGCUAAAGAUUCUUCAGAAGAUGAAACGGUGAAUAGAACCGUUGAGAGUCACGUGAUAGAAGACCUACCUAGUGCACGGAAAACACCUGUUGUGACACAGAAAGUGAAAAAGGGUAUGGACCCAGAAGAUAUUGUGGCUUCCAUUUUGGAAGAUAGUGAUGAUAGCUGUGACAAUAAACGGAAAAAGAAAAAAGCACCUCCAAUAAAACUUCCAGCUUUUAAAGGCUUGGGGUCACUUUUAACAUCAUGUCCUUCUGAAGAAUCAAAUGCUUCUGUAAAUUCAUUUUCUAAUGUCAUUGUCAGCCCUUCUAACCAAGGCAAAUUAGCAACAAACAAAAGUAGUAAAGUGAUUAAAAGGAGUGAGAUUGAUGUUUUUAUCUCCACAAAAGGACUGGAGCAAGACCCGGGUUCAGCAGAUAAUUGUGAAUUUAGCGCUGAUCAGCAAGGUAAAGAUCAAGCUCCCAACCAACCUCAAGUUAAAAGAAACAAAGCUGAAAAACUAAAUCCGAGGAGGAGUAGUAGUAGCAGCGAGGAGUCGUCAUCUAGUAGUGACGAGGGACCAAGCAUUGUCACUUCACCACCGGCUCCUGAUAAGGCCUCACAGUGCAUCAGUUCUCAAAAUGGUGGGAAGAGUGAAACAAAGAAGCGCAGCAUUACCGAGAAGUUGGAGGAUAAUAAGAAACGUUUGGCUGCCAUGGAGGAGAGAAGGAUAGAGCGGGAGAAACAGAAACUGGCAAUCCAAGGGGCUCUGCUUAAAUUGGUAAGUCUCUCUGUAAAUGCUGUAGCUAAAUAUACACUAAGUAUAGAAAAAUAAACCUUUACACAUUUGUGGAUACAUUUAUUCCCAGUAUAUCAAAAUGGAAAACAUCUGCAUAAAAGAUGAAGUGAAAUAUGAUUUAAAAACAAAAGAUAUUUGAAUUCUGACUUCAUUAUUAUUAGCAUUUACAUAGCACCAACAUAUUCUGCCGAAUUUUACAAUUAAACAGGGAAGAUAAAAUAACAAGCUGACAUACAAAGUAACGGUGGCAGAAGCACUAGGUAAAGAGGGCCCUGCCCAAAUUAACUUACAAUCUAUGCUUUAUAUCCAUAAACCAACCUUCCGUGAAAUCCCCCUAUGUUCUUUCUAAAUAUUAAUUUACUUGUAGGUCAUGUCUAAUAUACAUUAACAAUAAAGUGGCCGAUGCUGCACAAGCUGUUGUUUUCUUUUAAGACAAACAUUUAUUUAAACCUGUUCAAAAACAUUCUUCAAUACAAAAAAGCAGAAUCUGGCUGAAAAAUUCCUCAGGGGACAAAAUCAGGGCGUUUCUUGUGAAAAGAAGUACGUUCACGCGAAACAAGUUGGAUUUUCUCUCCUGUGUAAUUUUCAAGGAGCUAAUGUGAGUCUUUUUUGUUACUUCCCGAAACUUUUUUUUUUUACCAUUACUAUAUGUUGUAUUGAUUGUUGUACAUGUCGUGUCUCUUUAAACUUUAUUAUGUCCUUGAUUUUAUUAUUGUUGGAUAAGCUUUCCAAAUGAUUUCCUAUAUUUGGAUAAACUUUUGAAAUGACUUUUUCAACUUGUUAAAAUAUCAAAAUAUGUGUGUGUGUGUGUGUGUGUGUGUGUGUGUGUGUGUGUGUGUGUAUAUAUAUAUAUGUGUAUAUAUAUAUAUAAUUUUUAUUUUUUAAAUAUCUUGAUUUUUUUUUUUUUUGUUAUAUACAUACGUUUUUAUAUCUUAAAUUGAGAAAGCCAUUUCAAAAGUUUAUCCAAAAAUAUGUAAUCAUUUGAAAAGCUUAUCCAAUAUAUAUAUAUAAUGUCUCCUAAUAUUAUAGUUUUAAAAGUUUAUCCAAAGAUAUCAAAUCAUUUGGGAAAAAUUAUUAAAUUGAGGCUUCUGUUGGUGACCUGAAAUGAACUGUCCGUUUAAUGUUUUCAAAAUUAUAAGUGUUCUUGUAUUUUAGGAUUCCCAGUCCUCAAGCAAAGCUCAACACAUUAAGUUUGAUUCGGACUCCGAGGAAGAAAGUGAAGAGGAAACAAAGAAGAGUGACCAAAUUAGUACCCCUUCUGACAAGGUAAGUAUCCAUAUGCUAACAUUGUUCAACAUUUAUCUAGGGGACAGUUGUAAAACACAUGUAAACUUAAUCGAAAGAGGCUGAACUAUUUAAAUGAACAAUCUAAUGCAAUAGAAACUGACAUUUAAUGUGGAUAAGUGCAAGAUAAUGCAUCUUGGACAUAAGAACCUAAGGGCAGAGCACAGAAUAUUUGAUAUAGUCCUAACCUCAACAUCUGAGGAAAUGGAUUUAGGGGUAAUUAUUUCUGAUGACUUAAAGGUAGGCAGACAAUGUAAUAGAGCAGCAGGAAAUGCUAGCAGAAUGCUUGGUUGUAUAGGGAGAGGUAUUAGCAGUAGAAUGAGGGAAGUGCUCAUGCCAUUGUAUAGAAGACUGGGGAGACCUUACUUGGAGUAUUGUACGCAGUACUGGAGACCGUAUCUCCAGAAGGAUAUUGAUACUUUAGCGAGAGUUCAGAGAAGGGCUACUAAACUGGUUCAUGGAUUGCAGGGUAUAAACUUACUAGGAAAGGUUAAAGGAACUUAACAUGUAUAGCUUGGAGGAAAGAUGAGAUAGGGGUUAUGAUAGAAACAUUUAAAUACAUAAAGGGAAUCAACACAGUAAAGGAGGAGACUAUAUUUAAAAGAAGAAAAACUACCAAAACAAGAGGGCACAGUCUUAAAUUAGAGGGGCAAAGGUUUAACAAUAUCAGAUAGUAUUGCUUUACUGAGAGGGUAGUUGAUGCAUGGAAUAGCCUUCCAGCUGCAGUUGUAGAGGUUAACACAGUGAGGGAGUUUAGGCAUGCGUGGGAUAGGCAUAAGGCUAUCCUAGAUAUGAGACAAGGCGAGAGACUAAUUAAAGUAUUAGAAAAUUGGGCAGACUAGAUGGGCCAAAUGGUUCUUAUCUGCCGUCAUAUUCUAUGUUUCUAAACAGUUCAACUAUCACAAUAAUUACUAGACUUGUGCACAUUCGGAGUUGUACAAAUUUUGGGCAAUCAGUGGUUGUUGUGAAUUCUGUAACUUCAUAUGGCUGAAUAAGAAAACUGACAAAGAGCUGACUGGUUAGGCGACAACCACUAAAUGUUGAUUUUAUUCACAGAUCAAGUAAGAAAUGGCCACUAGAAAGAAUAAAUAUAUGAUCUAUAUCAUUUAUUUAUUUUUUCACCACUAUAGGUCACUUCUCAUUUGAUUUAUGAACAAAAUGCACCUGUGUGCUGCAAAAUGUAUAUCUAAUAUUUAUAUUGUGUGUGUGUGUAUAUAUUUGCUGUACACUUUUGGCUCAUCUGAAUAGUUUUUCAUGAAAUUUGUCUGAAAUGAAAUGUCACAUUUGUUACGCCAUGUACAAGUCUAUUGAUUACCUAUUCAUGCCAUUGUUCCAUGUUAAUGAGUGCGUUUAUAAAAAAUAUAUAAAUAUACUGUAUCAUAGUAAGGAUGUUCAGGUUAUUUAUUUAUUUUUUCUCCAUUAGGUACAAAAUCCGACUCCAAAACUAUUUGACCGCAGUGAUGAAGAGUCUGAUGAAGGUAGUACAGAGGAUGAGGAGAGGUUCCAAAUCAAAUCUCAGUAUGAAGGCCGGGCUGGAGCAAAGGUCUGUCUAAGUUGUAGCUUAUUAAAAUCCUACCCCGUCAUAGAAUUGAGUCCCACCUUUUAAUGUAUUCUAUAAUUAGUGCAUUUUUAACAUAUAAAAAAAAUGAAUUUAAAAAGUUUCUAUAGCCACUUCUAAACCACAGGGACCCCUCCCAGCCUUGGUCUAUGUUGGCUGCAGUACAAAUCAUCAGAAUUUUUAUUUUUUAUAUAAUAUACAGAUGUAUACACUCAUAAACAUAUUGUAUUAACAGGAAGCGUCACAGGAAAGGUGUACAUGGGUUGUGCAUUUUAUUUGUUUGUAAAGAAAUAUAUAUCAAACUAGCAUUGUUUACAAGCAUUUUAUGCAUCUUGAAUCUAACUCCAGCUCUGUUAGAUAUCAUCAAAAUGAGCCGAAUCGUUGCCAUUAUCAGCGGUUUUUGCUACAUGUGGUUAUGGAUCGUUCAAAUCAUCAGAUUUAAAGAGAGAAAUGGCUAAAUAAGUUGGUAGGAGCAAUACCACAACAGCUCAGUUUGCUGAAAGCCUCAUUGACCUUUUUGAACAUAGUUUACUCCACAUGCUGACUGUGCAGAUUGACACAGAUGAGCAAUUGUGGACUGCUUUUGCAAUAAGCAUAGGUUGGAGUCUCUCUGUUGGAGUGCCCACACGGGGGAACAUCAGGCUUCGAACAUCAGUUAAUAAGAUGGGAUUGUUCAAAAGCGGUGAAAGUGUAGUUUAAAAUGGCUAAAUGUCACAGUUUGGAAUGGCUGCAAAAAUCAUGGACCGUAGAAGUCCUUUGCCAUUAACCAAAGCUACUGUGCUGUUACCAUGUGGUUUUGAACAUAUUUUGUUAAUUUGCAAAUUAAAAAGCUGUCCAUGACAUGGUAACAUGUUUUUAUGCAGCUCUUGGGUUUACAAUCCCGCUUUGGAACAGAUGAGCGUUUCCGAAUGGACUCCCGCUUCCUGGAUACAAGUAGUGAAGAUGAGCAGAUUGAAGGUAAGGAAUGCUUUACCAGGAAAAUAAAACUUGCUUUAACUUGUUGUAACUGGGAGGAGGGAGGGAGGAGCUUGACCUGCAAACAGAAUGUUAAAGGGGCUCCCACUGUGCCCCUGUUGAAAUAAUGGAGAUACUCACUCGAUGCUUGUACAGAUGCCGGGGUACGCUCCCCACAUCGGGGGCACCCUGAGUAAUUGCCAGACACUAGUGUCUCCUGCAAACGAGAACCCGAUAUGGUAAGCAGUGGCCUAUGGCGGAUGGGACUGUAGAGAGGCUGCCGCUCUCCUCGCCCCUACGCCGGGGGUACAGAGCCACUGACUGCCCGCUUCCCCCUCCUCAGGACUGGUGGGGGUAAUCCCGGUCCAACCCCUCCAAGUAGCCUUGCCACAACGAACACAGACGUGAAACCACACGAGCAGCCUCCAGUAACGACGGCUAGCACAAUGGCGGACGCCACCUGUGACUGCUCCUGCCGCAAAGAACGGCCCGACAUCCUGACCAGGCUUAAUGCCAUAUUCAACGCCUUUUGGGCAAAGCUGGAGAGCAGAGGACAGCAGAAUUUCGCCCGCCCAAUUGUUAUAUAUGUUCUAAUAAUGCAUGAGGAUUGCCGCUGGGGUACCUCGCGCACGUUGUAAUCUAGAUAUGCACUGCAAAAAAAAUAAGAACUUGUAACUGCAUUUACUUCUUUUCAAUUUAACACAAUAAUUAACUAAAGUGUGAAUUGUUUGGUAUUAAAAUUAAUUUUAAAAUGUUGGAUGUGUGUAGGUGAAUUGUAACCAGUUAUUGAUUUAUUUAUGUAUUGGUUUGUUUAAUUGUUUUGGGGUUUUUUUGGGGGGGGGGGGAUUCCUGCUCAGCUACUUUGGCCUAAACUUUAGUGAAUAACCCUACAAUUGUUUCUUGAUAAACUGUGGGACCCAAACAACAUUAAAGGCACAGAUCUGAGAUAGCACUAUACAUGCAUGUUUUCUUGUGUAUUUUGUUUAUCCCCUUUUUGCUUCCAUUUACCUGUGCAAGUGUUUCAGUUAUAUUUGUUGGAUAUUAUUCCUCUUUAGGGAUAUGUAACUAGUUUACUCUCAUGCAUCUAGAAUCCCAACAGAAAGCACAAACAAGUGAAGCUGAAGAUGACCUAUCAGCAGAAAAAAAGAAAAACUUGGACAUCUUAAAUAGUCUUCUAAACAUCAAUACAGAGCCACAAGCACCAAGCAAACAGUCCGCCAAAGCAAAAAAAUUCAAGUAUGACUAGUUUUUGCUAAAUUAAUGUAAACCGUGAUUUAAAGGGAAACUCUGCUGCCCAAAUACAAAAUAAAAAUCACUGUUUAGUAGAUAUACACCAAAUGAAAACUUGCAUGCAUUUAAUAAUUCAUCUUUUUAUUGUGCUUGAAUCUAUAAACCGCUUACAAAACCUGCAGUCCUCUUGUCUGCAGUCUUUGCAAGCUCUCCUCUUCUAACCUCACCCACUCUUUCUGUGGUCUUCCAAUCACAUACUUUCCAAUGCAGCUCAAUAAGAAGUCUUUGUAAGGCAGGUGCUCUGAGCAAUUGCUGCCUCUUGUGUUUAGCUCUAUUGAGCUAAACAACCAGGAAGUAACAGGACAUAUCUGCUUGAAAGCCGGGAGGUAUAGAACAAUGUUAAGUUAUAAAAGUAUACAUUUCUACUGAAAUCUACACUUUUUGCAAAAUGAAAAAAAGAAACAACAUCUUCACACACAAAGCUUUUCAGCAAACUAAAGUGCGUUAGGGACCUGGAGUGUCCCUGUAACGCAGAAUAAUAUGAGUGUUCCUUUCAAUAAAAAGGCCCUAAUACUGUACAGUUAAUAAGUUAAAAUUGUAAUCCUUCUUUAAUUUCCAAGGGCAGAUAAUAAAUGUACUUUUGGCUAUAGGACUCUGUUGUACACUGGCAAUAUUGUAAGAUCCACAGAUUUCAUUGCGUUGAUCAUUUGUUCUUAUUCAACUGGAAUGGCAUAUUGAGACAAGUGAUUAAAACAUUUUGCCUCAGACCAUCAGUUACAGAAUACAUAAUGCAAUACAUUGUUCGAUUCAUGUUUGAGCAGUGAGUCACUCUCAGGAGUUUCUUAAAUUUUGACAUCACACCCAUUCAUCUCUCUCUCAGAGAUCUAAAUGCCCUUCAAUAUGACCCCACGAAUGAGGAUCAUGCAGCAUUUGAAACACAGACCGAAGAGACCAAAAAAAAGAAAGAAAGGUAAUUGUUUUUUAAAUGUGUGUUUUUUACGAUUGUAAACUCUCAACUAUGUAAUCACCUUUACAUUUUAAUGCUUCAUUACCUCUUAGAGGUUUACUACAGUCAUAUGUUAGAUUGUGGCUUCUUCCAUAUUUAAUAUAGGUCUCUGUUCUGGUGUGACAUUGGAGUGUGGUAGACUGAGGAAUAUGAAAAUGAAUACUUCUUUACAGGAAGUGUAGUGGGUAUAGCAAAACCAGACUCUUCUUUCCAGAUGAAAUGGGUCAAUUGGGUCUUAUCCAGCAUCACAGUCGGUAAUUGUUUGUACCGACGAACAAUGUGGGGUUGGUUUAUUUACUAAUGCAUAAUGCUGCUUUCCUUACUGACAGUAAGGGAGUCACAGUACUCUAGUACUGUGAGACAUCAUUUUGUUUGCAAAGAUAAAGUGAAAUUCUCCAGCUCCCUUUUAUUCAUUUUAUUCAUUGUAGAAGGAUGAGUGCACCGUGAUGGGACCUUUUAAUCCUGCACUUGUAACACAUACGUGAAGUACAGCAGAAUAUUGCUGAGCUGUCUCACCAACUAUAUUCUUUACUAUUGGGACAUGAUGAUUUUAAAUGGGAUCCCUACCAAAGAUAGACAGUGCAUGAUAAAAGGGGCCCAACGUGCAUUCCACAAGCAUAUAGAAAUGGAGUGAGACUAUCUUCUAAUUCAUAUCUAACAUUACACUUGGCAAUGAUAUACAGGGAAAGUCAGAAAACAUGUAUUAGAACUUACUGUAUUUGUACAUAAAUAGAUGUAAUCAUAAUCGGCUGUAGUUUGUUUUUUUUCCCCCUCUUUCUCCUGGAUUGGAUUUCUGCGAAAGUAUUAAAUACUGUGACCUAAUGGAAUUAUAUGCUUUCCUGCAGUAAAUCUGAGCGGAAAAAAAGGCGUCUAGAAGCAGAAAAGCUACCAGAAGUGUCUGUAGAAACCUACCAUGAAGUGGCAGUGGACUUAAAAGAAGUAUUUGGAACCUCAAAACCCAAAGAGAGUGAGGAUCCUGUGAUCACAUGGGACCAAGAGGAUGAAACGAAAAAGGUGGGAGUGGAGAACUCUACCAUGCAUGAAUAUUUCAGCUUACAAAAAUCAAAAGAGGAGGAGCCUGCAGGAUUCACUUUCUCUUUCUUUGGGGCUAAUACAGAGGACCAUGAUUCUAAAGAAGGUAAGAAAUCAAAUCAUAUGAUUCUAGCUAGUGACUUCACCAGUUGGAAAAUUAAAGGUUCUUCCUGCAUUUCUAAUGUUAGAAUGUUCUCCUGCCUAGUUAGAAUUCUAUUAUCCGUGAUAUGGAAGUAUUGGGGGAGCACAUGCGCAGCAAUCAUUGUGUAGAGCCAAUCCGCAUCUCCUUAGAGAGAUGCAUUGGCUUACUCCAUUGCGAUGAGAAGCUUUCAAUGUCUUGCUGAGUCCAGCAAAGAAUUCAGGACCUCAAUAGGAAGUACCUCUAAUGACUGCCCUUGGUAACAGUCCUUAUAGUUCAGUGUAGACACUGCCUCUUCUCAGAAAAGCAAUUGAGACACUGCAAGGAUCUCUUUCCAAUAGACCCACAUUAAGCUAUAUUGGUUCCUGUGCUUACAUUGGCCCUUUAAAAGUACUGUUACAAUGUAUAAUUAACUUUACUGAGUCAGAAUGGAUCAUUCCAGUUAUGGUAGGCAUGUAAUGCAUGCCUACCAAGUGUUGUAAUGUAUAUUCAUCUAAUCUACAAUAUACCUUGUGUAUUUGGCAGGCCUAAAAGUUACUUGCCACUGCAAGGGUCCACUGCCAGGCAGCAUUUUCUCUUGCCAAUGGCUAGUAAAUGAGAAAUUUUGAUUCUUGCUGCAUAAUGGUCACUGAGAAAUUGUUCAUCUGAACAUAAUACAAAAAAAAAAAACAUAACUUAUUGAGCCGCAUUAGUUGCAAAACGUUUGGUUUUUGUCUUUUGGGGGCUUUUUUUUCUCUCUCUUCAUCAUGUUUGGCAUUAGAGCAGAAACAAAAAAGUAAUGGGGUAGAGGUAUAGAUUAUCAUUUUUUGUUCUAUAAAUUGAUAUAUUUUGUUCAUUUCUUACUUUACAUUUGUCCUGUCUGUAUUUACCAUUUUCAUUCUUAUUUUUGUUUCAUUUAUCUGUUACCUCUCAUUUCAUUAUGCUUGGAUCCACUGGCAUUGCCUUCGUGUUAUGUGAGAAACACAUCAUUAGUUCUCACCACACCAAUAUGUACUUGUUUGGUUUUGUUUAGUUUUUUUGCUGUGUGUGUUUUUUUUUGUAUUUUAUUUAUUUUUUUGGUCGUUAAAAACCUGGGUUGUCUAUAUGGUACAUCUGACACUGCUUAGAAAUGAAAACCGUUAAUAAGCAAUUAAAAAGAAAUACGUUUCUGUCUACAGUGCCCUAUUCAUUUGAGACUAUUAACCCUGCCAAGGUGGCAUGGCAAGAAGACCCCCGAUUCCAAGACAGUAGUUCAGAGGGAGAAGAUGAAGAUGACGACAAUGCUGCAAUCCUUACUAAAGAACAAACACCAAGGUACAUACUGUACUUAUUGCCUGUAAUACAUGACAUUCCCUUUAUGGCAACAGUUAUCCUUAAAACCAAGGAUACUUAUUUAAUGGACAAAUUAACCCAUUUCCCAAACUGUUAGGCUGCCAUGGGAGUCUUAUAAGGAUCAUUAGGGCCAUUUGUUAGUGGAGGGAUGCUUUUUACUUACCCACUUCCCUGCGACAAUUCUCCAUUUCCUUUUCUCUUCUUUCUUUCUGGUUCUAUCCUAUCUCUAUUAUGGAAGGUUAUUUACCUGGCCUCAUUAUAUUGAAAAGCAGACGUGGGAUGCAAUGUGUUGUGUUGUGUACUCUACUUUUGGGCCAAUGGCAUUUUGAUGCUGUAUUGUACUACUAUCUGUAUUUAAAUAAAGAUAUAAAGUUAGUUAUUUUAUUUCUCUUCUCUCACAAAAUGUCAUAUAUUUCUUAUUAAAAGCCCUAUAAUUGCUAAAAUUAUCUCAUUAUUUGUUUUACCCUUUCAGUAUACUAUCAGAAGCCUCUAAAAGCAACAUCCGUUUCUUUUUCUUUGUGAAAGAUGAUGAGAGACUGAAAGGUAAGCUGAUAGUUGUCGUUGCCUUUUGUCACCUUGCCAUUUAUACAUAAGAGGAAUUAGUUCCUACUUUUCAUAAUCUAUAACUUGCAAAUAAACUUUAAAUAAAAUAAAAACCGGACAGUCAAGGGGGAUUUUAGACAUACCAAUAGCGGUGGGGGAGUGACAGAGCCACUUUAAGAUGUCGUCCUCUCUAGAGUAACAUUCAUUUUGGGAAUGAUUUUUCUUUAGUAGGUAAUUACAUUGCUUUCAUACUUGUGUUUUGUUUUGUACACUUGUUUUCUAUCGUCAUGUAUUUAAAAAAACUAAAAUAAAAAUUAUGAAUGCAAAACAAAAUCUCUUAAGAAAUUAACCUAGUUUCCAGCAAGAAUGUUUGGUUAUUUAUCUCAUGGUGUAAGGAUGUUUCAGUGUAGUAGUAAAAUAUUUCUUUGCCUAAAAAUAUAGUGUAGUGUAGAAACAAUCCCACCCACAAGCGUGGUUACAUCAACCUCCUAACUGUGUAUGCCCUCCUAUGCCUUGGACACAUUGUGGUAUAUAUUGUUCUUUGUCUAGUCCGUUGUUGGAUAUGUCCUGCAUCCGAGGUGCGGUUUAUCUGGUUUUCAGAGUCAUAGUAAUUCAUUACAGACUAAAAUGAAUUUCAAAUUUAAAGCCAAAGUAGCCAAACUGGACACAUUCCUGAUGUAGAUAAUUUUUCUGGUUCACUUAUUUUGACUUUAAAUUAGCAAAUCUUUUGAAUUCUCAUUUUAGUAAAUAGUCCUGAAUGUUUUGGCAGUGUUCAGUCAGUGUUACUGGUGAAGAAUAUAGCCAAUCACCACACAGUUCUCCCAUUGCAGUAGCCUGACUGUAUCCCAUUUGUUAUAAUACUUCUGUAGAAACUGUGUGCUUGAGUUGUGUCUUUUUAAACACACCAAGAAAGUAAUUAAAGUUGCAGGGUUAUUGGUGCUAUUAAUUAUAUCUAAAAAUUUUUUUGUAAAUUUAGAUAUGCUCUUUCUUGUGUUAAUGAUAUCAGAAAGCAAAUCACUAAGCACACCUUUUUGUGUUUUUUUUUGUUUGUUUUUGGGGGGGAGGGGGGGGUUGUAGAGGAGUAAAUGCACCAAGAAAUUCUUUCUUUAUGAUCUAUAAUUUUUUACUUCCUGCUUAUAUGCAUUCUUCAGAUCAAAGAAAAUGUAUUUCCUUGUUUUCUUUAACUGAGAGAUCUAAAACAAUCAUUUUUCCCCAAGGAUUGAUCAGAAUAGUGUUCAUAUUGCACUAAGCAGCUUGAAUGUGUAAAUGCAUGAUUUCAUGCCUAGCACUAAGAUUGAUAUAGAUAUAUAUAUAUAUAUAUAUAUACAUACACACACAAACUAUUGAUGUAGCAAGUAUUUAGAAAUGUUUUUGGAGGAUUAAAAAAAAAAAAAAUUGUUUUGUAUUAGCUAAUGCACCACAUUACCAUUUUAUUUAGCGGGGCCAAAAAUGUUUUUCCCAUCCUCAAACUUGGAGGAGGAAGAAGAAGUCUGGGAACAGAGGAAAGAAUCAAUCAUGGAGGUAAGAUUCUAUUAUGACAGAGUACUACACACUGUUGCACCCACUGUUAUGUGUCAUAACUUGGGUUUUAGCAUUAAAGGGAUCCUAUAAUGCCAGGAAAACAAACCCUGGCACUAUAGGCUCUUGGAGUGCCCCCUCCCCCAGCGCUGAAGGGGUUAAAAUCCCUUCAGCCACUUACCUUAAUCCAGUGCCGGGCUUCAUUGAGCUGAAGUGGUCUGGGUGCCUAAAGUGGCCCUUUAAUGGGACAUUCCAUGCUGGAAUCUACCCCUCCCUCUCCUAAUCCUUUUGAGGAUAUGUGAUAUACUAUAUAUCCUUUAUUUGCUGCAAAUUCCCAGACCUGUUGGCUAUUCUGGGAUGUAGCACAUGACUAGUACAUAGGCAGCACACCCUUGUGGAUGUUUGUUUUGCAGCAUUGCCAUUAUCUGUCAGUGAUGCAAGUAGUUUAAGACACAAGUAUUUGUUUAGAGUGUAAUUUCUGUGACUAAAGCACUUCACCCCGGUCAUUGAUAAUGCAAAUCUGUCAUUGCAGACUUCUUGUUUCCUAUUCCUGAUGUCUGUCUGUCUGUUUUGUAGGAGUGCAGGAAAAGGCACAAGGAUGCAAAACGGAAAAUAAGAGCCAACCACUGAUAUCUGAUCAUUCUGCUUCCAAAAUAAAUGUAUAUUAUUCUCUGAUUAUUUCUCCUCCGGACUACAUCCCUCAUUGAGGAUUACUCCUAAUCUCUCACGUGAACGUUUGCAGAUCUCUGCCAUACUGAGGAGAGAAGGCCUGGAGGCCAAAAAAACUACUUGAUAUGGAAGUAAUGUUUUUCUAUCCCAGGCAUUUGUAGCUAUGACCAAACAUGUAUUAUAUGGAUAACUACUCAGGACAUCAGUUAAUUGGCUUCAAAGGCGUAUAUUUUUCCAAAAAUGAAUUUUGACCCAUCUUAUAUUUAAAAAAAUAUCGUUUUAUUUUGCUUUAAAGAAAUUGAGAGCAUAAUAUAUGGAGUCCUUCACUCAGAACAUCCUUUAACACAACCUUUUUAAAAGGAAAUUUAAGCAAAAGCACACAGGUCUGAAGUCUGCCAUGAAGCCUUUUCUUCAUACUGUGCAAGCAUCUUUUUGUGAAAUGUUGCAUUUUGCUUUGUGUUCAUGAUCACUGAAGAUUUAACCUAGUGCUGUUUUCAUAUGCCUAAUGAUCCUUGUGCACUGCAAUAGAACAGUAAAAUAAGUUUUAUUUAUUAUCAUGUUUCUCAAUAUAAUAAACCUAGUAUAUCUUUACUAAAAAAGAUGUUUCUGUGUGUCAGAACUUUUUUCCUUAUUCCUGAUAAAGUAUCACGGAUACUAAAACUACUGGGAGGCUUUCACUUGGCUGACGGUGUAUAGAUGCAGUUUCAUUUUUUUUCUGUAGGCUGAUGGGACUUAGAGUGGCAGGAGACAUUGUAAGCUUCUUUUUCAAUACUGAUUUUGUUUGUAUAUGUUCUUUGUAGCAUUAGGGAGCAUCUUCUCCAGGCAGCCAUCUCAUAAAAAAACCUCAGUCAUAAAGCGUAAAUAUAUGCUAGACUGCCAUCAGUUAGAGAAAAACUGUUGUCAUAAAAUAAUGUUAAUAUAAUGUUUGUGAUGCCAUGUCUCUUUAUAUAGUUUGGGUCAUAUUAUGUGUUAUCAAUUGCUUUUUUUCAUGCUUUAGUAUUUUCUGUGCAAGCUUUGCUCAAUGGUGUCACCGGAACAAACCGAAUACGGCUCUGCCAGAGCCUGAAAUUGAAAUUCUGUUGGUACAUUUUAGAGCAGGGAAGCCGCUUCCAUGAUGCUUUUGUCAUUCUAAAGACAUUCUUAUCGCAUGCAAAGUAUCUUGUGAGUUGUAGUUCUAAAACAUCUGGGAAUCUACUUUUUGGACACCCCUGGUUUAGAGCAUCAUUAAAGGAUACGUGGCUGCCUUUUGUCUUCCUUUGAACGAUCAGGUACAGUGUUGUUAAUGCUAAGAAAAGUUAUACACUUCUAUUUUUGAAUGAAUAAUAUAUUUUAAAAGUGAGAGCAGGAGUGCAGAAGAUGCAAGUCUAGCCCUGAACAGCUUGCUUUGUGGACAUAGCUUCCAGUAUCCCAGAGUUAUGCUUCAAGAAAUUUGACACUUCUUGUUUAACCAUUUAUUUUAAGAUCAGCAAUUUGAUAUCUCCGCUCCCUGCAGUAGUGCCACGUGCUUCUUGCUCACCAUUCCCUGUCUAAUUCUGUGUGUGGGUGAUGGAAUUUUUCAAGAAUACUGACUGACAUCACACAUGUAUUCGUGGAAUGCAGCUUCUGGAGCAAUAUGCUAACCCAUAACAUGUGCUGGCAUGUCUGCCUUAAGUGUUUUUCACUGUAAAUUUAAUCCAUCUUUCAGUGGGUGUGCCUUCUAUGACCCUAACCCUCCCUAUAUAUUUUGUUAAUUAUAACUAAAAUUUUGCUGAAGACUUUCAGAUUCCUUUGAAUUUACUUUUUUUAAUCUAUGUGUACAUACAUAUAAUUAAGUGUGUAUAUACACUAUUAACUGCAUGAGUGUAGGUAUUGUGUUCAGUGUCUGGAAGGGAUGCAAAUAUAAUCUAAGAUACAUAAAUAGACAUAAGGUAAAUAUCUGUUCUCACAUCAAGCACAUACUGGCAGCUAGGCUUUCUUAAAACGCUUGGUAAUUAAACAUUAUUAAUCAUAAUUUCUUACAAACUGAAGAUUGGUAUGUUACUGUUCCCAAUCCUUUUGCAAGUGAGGUUAUGCCAAAUCUGUUAUCUAUGUCGGAUUUAUUUGUUAGACACUGCAUUAUAGUGAAUUGAAAACCAAAUUGCAAAAUUUUAGGCUAAAAUAGUCAUACCGUUCGUGUGAGAAUUUGUCCAAAUCAGCUAUUUUGUCCCAUGUUUUGCAAAUCCGUUUUCAAAUCACUGAAGCUUAAUUUUCAGUGAAUGAAGGUCUCUUAGAGAAUUGUCACUUUCUGGGAUUUUUACUCUUUACUUAUCCUCCAUAUUAAACAAAUGUAUGUUUGUGAGUCAUAAAAGAAAUAAAAUUAAAGUGCUGCUCAAAUGUUUUUUUUGUUUUUUUUUGUUU